Molecule: messenger RNA, 1254 nt
Organism: Mesorhabditis belari
Lineage: Eukaryota; Metazoa; Nematoda; Chromadorea; Rhabditida; Rhabditidae
Source: the annotation of a GenBank genome assembly
AUGUUCGGUCUUUGUACAACUCUGUACACUUGUAUUGGAGGCUUAAAAGCCGUCGUUUGGACGGAUUCUUUACAAGCAGUUUUCAUGUACGGUGGAGUGGCGGCUCUGAUCUACAAGGGAUUGGCGCAUCCACGGGUCGGCGGAUUGAAUAGAGUUUUCCAAAUCGCCUCGGAAAGCGGUCGGCUUAGCGAGAUUUGGCGAUGGAAUGCCGAUAUUGCACAAUACAGCUCAAUUUGGAUCAAUAUUUUCUCGGGUACAAUCUGGUGGCUCAUGUUUUUCGGGGUGAAUCAAUUGGCCAUGCAACGAUACGUCAGCCUUCCAUCCGUUCAACACGCUCGCGGAAUCAUCUUCUGCACCCUGCUCCCCUUUGUCAUUCUCGUCUCGAUUGUUUCCUUUGUCGGGUUGUUGGUGUUGGCCUAUUUCCACAAUUGUAAUCCAUUGGAGACGGGACAAAUUCUAGAGACCGAUCACAUCACCAUUCUCUUUGCCAGAGACGUUCUACAGCCAACCCCGGGUCUCUUCGGUCUCUACGUGUCUUGUAUCAUGUCGGCCACGCUGUCCACUCUCUCAUCAGGAAUGAACUCAAUGGCAGCAGCUAUCUACGAGGAUUUUCUCAAGAAACGGUUAGAUGGAAAGAUCACCGACACACAAGCGGCACGGAUAAAUAAGUUAAUUGUUGUCUUGUGUGGCCUCAUCGCUACAGCUCUCGCAUUCACCUCCGAAUCAUUGGGUGGCAUUUUACGAGUUUGCAUGUCGGUGAUGGGUGCCAUGUCGGGUCCAAUGGUCGCCAUUUUUUGCAUCGCCAUCUUUUUCCCCAGAUCGGGAGUGAUCUCUUGUGUGAUCUCGUUUAUCGUCUCGAACAUAUUGAUGGCCAUCAUUUGCAUUGUCAACUAUUACGAAGAUCCCUACAAAAAUCUUUUCCUCUCAACGAAUACCAGUGUCAUUGGAUGCAGUGGUUUGGUGAAAAAUCCGCAUAAUUUUACAAUUCGCCAACAGCCUGACUACGAUGCACACUAUGGACAACCGGGAACUUUAUGGAUCAGUCGACUCUCCACACAUGGCUAUCCCCUCAUCGGUUUCAUCUUGAUGUUCGCAAUCGCUAUUCCAAUGUCGACCAUUUUGAAAGAGAAAGAGAUGAAGAAUACGAGACAUCUCACAUGGGCUGGAAGAAAAGAUCCAAUCCCCGUGGCCGAACAAGAGCUCGAUCAUUUCCUUAAAGAAAUCCCCAACAAUUUCAACGAGAAAUCGAAUCAU